Molecule: messenger RNA, 1058 nt
Organism: Gavialis gangeticus (Gharial)
Lineage: Eukaryota; Metazoa; Chordata; Crocodylia; Gavialidae
Gene: MTCH1
Product: mitochondrial carrier 1
Exons: 12
Coding region: 44-997 (317 amino acids)
Biological process (GO): positive regulation of apoptotic process
Cellular component (GO): mitochondrion; membrane
Source: RefSeq, a predicted model, not a curated record
UUCCUGCGUCGCACCCGGAAGCGUCCGGGCUGUGGCUGUGGGGAUGGUCGCCCCUUAUUCCCCCGCCGCCACCCCCGGCCCGGAGGGGCGGCCGGAGCUGGUGGGCCCUGCGGAGGGCGCCGACGCGCUGUUCGUGGUGCUGGGCGCCGGCUUCACGGCGCUGAGCCACCCGCUGCUGUACGUCAAGCUGCUGGUGCAGGUGGGACAUGAGCCUCUACCUCCAACCCUUGGGAGAAAUGUACUGGGAAGAAAAGUGUUGUACCUACCUGGCUUUUUCACUUAUGCCAGACACAUAGUCAAAGUGGAUGGGAAAACAGGACUCUUCCGUGGUCUUACGCCUCGAAUUCUCUCUAGCACUUUAUCCACAAUCACCCGGGGGAGUGUGAAGAAGGCCUUUCCUUUGGAGGACAUGGAGCAUGUUUCUAACAAGGAUGAUAUGAAGACUUCCCUCAGGAAAGUGGUGAAAGAGACCUCUCACGAGAUGCUGAUGCAGUGCAUGUCCCGUGUUAUUUCUCACCCCUUACAUGUAAUCUCUAUGCGCUGUAUGGUCCAGUUUGUAGGCCGGGAAGUCAAAUACAGUGGUGUGUUUAGCUCCAUCAGCAGGAUUUUUAAAGAAGAAGGCAUCCUGGGAUUCUUCGUUGGCUUAGUCCCUCACCUCCUGGGGGAUGUCGUCUUCUUGUGGUGCUGUAACCUGCUGGCUCACUUUAUCAACACCUAUGCAGUGGAUGACAACUUCAGCCAAGCCUCUGUGAUCCGGAGCUACACAAAGUUUGUGAUGGGGAUUGCCGUGAGCAUGCUGACGUAUCCCUUCCUUCUAGUGGGAGAUCUCAUGGCAGUGAACAAUUGUGGGUUACGUGCUGGCCUCCCUCCUUACUCUCCUGUGUUUACAUCAUGGAUUCAUUGUUGGAGACACCUCAGUGCUCAGGGGCAGCUGUUCCGAGGCUCCAGCCUGCUCUUCCGCAGAGUGUCUGCAGCAGCAAGUUUCCCCAUUGACUAACUCCUCCAUUCAGUUCAGGACCUCGGCUGGGAGAAGUGGACAAACAUGGACUCUUUUUUUU